AUUUACUAUUAAUCUAGUCUAUUGCUGAGAUGUACAUGUUUUAUAGAUAGCACCUUACUUUACCAUUGUGGGUGCUCUAAUUUCUACACUGUCCUUUAGACUAUUCAGUAUACAUAGUACAUCCUAGGUAAGAGUACUGUGUAAUUAAAAAAAAUAUCAACGGACUUUUCUUUUUUUUUUUUUGAGAGCAUCAACGGACUUCUUUGUAAACAGCGUACACGGAAUAACAAGUGGACAAAGAGCAAUUCAAGACAAGAUGGUGAUUUGGCUGACUGCUACACUAAUUGGGAUGAUUUUUUUGAAAAGCGACAUGAUUGGAUUAGCUUGGUCAAGAUACUCGCUGAGCUAUCAUAUAUAGGAAGAAUAAAGUCUUUCUCACAGCCUCUCUGCUUCUCUCUUGAACCCUCUCUCGCCUGCUACAGAAAAAAUCCCCUUUCUCGACCCCUCUUCCUCCUCGAUUCCGGCGGACUCGUCACCGGCGGCGGGAGGAAGAGGGGUCGUCCCCCUCCCCUAGUUUAGUACAGUAGUCGGGCUAAUCUCGUUAGGUCGGGUUCUUCCCGUUCUUUUCUCGUUGGUGCGGUAUGGAAGCUGGAGACGGCGGCUGCGACGUGGAUGCAGCUUGUGACGGCGAUGGCGACGCGGAAACGACCCGAGACGAUGGCGACAGCGCGGAUCCGGUCCGCGGCGGUGGCGGCGGCUUGGAGGCGGUCCACGGAGGCGGUAGCUGCUCGGAUGCGGUUCACGGCGGCGACUUGGUUGCGGUCCACGGAGGCGGCGGCUGUGCGGUUGCGACCCGCGGUCGAGGCGGCGGCUGCGGCUGCGCGGCUGCUGCCCGUGGCGGCGGCGGCUGCACGGAUGCUGCUCGCGGCGGCGGCGCCUGCGAGGUUGCGGCUCGCGGCGGCGGCAGCUGCGCCGUUGCUCCUCGCGGCGGCGGUGCUGUGCCAAUGCGGCCUGCGACGACCGCUGUGGUGCGGAUGCGACCUGCAGUGCUGGCGUGGAUGCGGGUUUAUCGUUUCGGGUUGAGCACAGAUUGGAUUUGCAAUCUUGGUUUGCAGGAUUACAGUAUGAGCUCCUCAGAUUCAACGAUGAACUCCGUGGAAAUCUUUUGCGGAGUCCGGUGAUGCUUACACCAAAAUCUACGGCUUCGCAGCAAACCUCUCAUAUGUGUCGUUUCCGUGGAGGCAACCGUAGGGGCUUUCCGGUUUGUCAAGCGGAGUGCACAUCAAUAUAGGCCCUCGGAUGCAGUCGUCGCGGCAUUGCCGUAGUACCCUGUGGAUUUGCUCCAUUGCUGCUUAGUUUCAUUAGGAAGUUUGCUUCCUUUUUUCAGCUGACCUCUCUUGUUAAAGAUGGUCCAACUCUUAUGUUUAUCCUGGGUGAUGUUUCGGGAAUUCAAUUCCCCUAAACGCUGUCUUUUAAUAAAGUGUGAUGUGUUUUCAAAAAAAAAAAAAGUCUUUCUCACAAACUAAGCUAUGACCUGCACUCAAAAAAAAAUAAAAACUAAGCUAUGACCAUUAUUGGCAAAACAUAGGAUGGUCUAGUUGCAUAAAAAACUCACCAACUUGGACGGCCAUAUGUUAGACUAUUUGUCAUUUUUUCAGACGAUUACGUAUACAUGAAAGAAGCCCCCGCUUGAAUGGGUGAAUGCUAAUGCUGAUGGGGCAUUUAUAACUUUGAACAGGCAAGGUGUAGUUGGUGUGGUACCGAUUGAUAGAAGGCUCCUUUAUCAGUGGUGCUUGAUAAUUUCUACCGUCAGUUAAGAAUGCUUGUUUUCCUGAUCUAAUAGCGUGCAAGAGGGCGAUAGAACUAGUCUAAUGGUGGUGGUGUAGCGAGAAUGCUGCAGGAUAGGACAACAUAUCAGUACAAAGUUCUCAAAGAACAACUUCUCUCUUUAGGAAACAAAGGUUGGAUGGGUUCGACACUACUAGAAAAAUGAUUUUUAGCGACGUUGACCUUUUAUUUUUUCCCGCGGGUAUGACUUUCGGAGCCAAAUGGCCGCCUACGAAAAUAUAAACCGGUGAAGCUUACCGUUCGUCUACGAAAAUCAAUUUUUCCAGGCGGACCACUUAAGAGAUCCACCAGUGAAAAUGCAUUUAUUUUCGUAGGCGGACCUCUUAAGUGGUCCAUCUAGAAAAAUACUCCCUCCGUCCAAGUUUGAUCGUCAUAUUUCAAAAAAUUGUAUUUUCAAUUUUGAUCGUCACAUUUGCAGUCGGCAGCCGUUCCAUCUCGUCCGAUGCGCUGGCCGUUCCUAUUCGCGUGCGAAAUUAAUCAGGUUGCGCGCGGACGCCUCGGGAGCAGUCUAAAAAAGCUUGUUGCAUGCAUGCAAAAUUAAUGGCAAUCACAGUUAGCUACAGAUCAUUGGUUCCGUCGUGCAUGCAUGGGCCAUUAUGAUUAGAUAGAUGUAAGUGCAAUAAUGAGUAGAUUAGAAAGAUGAUAAGUGCGUUUCCUGUCAUUGGUCUGUGUGUCAAGCCAAAAUAUGACGAUCAAACUUGAACGGAGGGAGUAUGAUUUUUGCAGGCGGAACCUUAUGUGGUCCGCCUGCAAAAAUAAUGCCUACCUAAAAAAUCUAAGUCCUAACCCCAUCCUUAUCUUCUCUCCCAUUUUAUCCUCUCCAGCACCACUCAUUUUUCCUUCUCUCUCUCAUUUCUGGCUCCCUCCCCUCCCCUCCCCUUCCUUCCCUCCCCUCCCAGAUCCGUCGGAGGGGAGGGGCGGCGGCGGCGGCGUGGGUGGAGGGGGUCUUCGGCAGCGAGGAGGCGAGGCAUGGCCGAGCGAGGAGGAGGCGGCGGCGCAGGUGGAGGGGGUCAUCGGUAACGAGGAGGCGAGGCAUGACCGAGCGAGGAGGCGGCGGCACGGGCGGAGGGGGUCAUUGGCAGCGAGGAGGCAAGGCACAAACGACGAGGAGCCGACAGCGAGGGCGGAGGGGGUCAUCGGUAGCGGCGUGGGCGGAGGGCGUCGGCCGCACGAUGAUGACGGCACCUACCGCGCACGCGACGACGACGACUACCGCCGGCCGCAUUGCUACCCCUCCCCUCUCCUCUCCUCCCAGAUUCGGUGGAGGAGAGGGGCGUCGGUGGAGAUGCAGGCGGAGGGGUCGAUGGCGGCGCGGGUGGAGGGGAAGGGCGUCGGCGGCAGCGCAGCCGGAGGGGAUGUGCGGCUCCCUCCCUCUCCUCUCCCUCAGCUCUACUCUCCUCCGCCGUCGGCCGCGAGGACGACGACAGCCGCCGCAGGAAGAGGGGGAGCCAGCUGGCGGCGCUCACCUCUAGCAGCAGCGGCGAACGGAGCAGGAGAGCCAUCGAGGGGAGGGGGAGGCCGGCGGCGGCGCCGAUGGCGGUGUUUGUUUUUUGUUGACUGGAAAUAUUUUCGUAGGCGGGUGGAUUUACCGCCUAUGAAAAUAGAUGCCGCCUGCAAAUACAUUUUUUCUAGUAGUGCGACAAACGGUGAAUCAUGUUCACUUCCUAUCUUCAGUCUUAAAUUUGAUCUGAGACAUCUUGCCAAACAAAAUUGGAUCGCUCAAACAAAAUUCGAUGGCUCCUUAACUGGCACCUCUGAAGAACGUGUUCUUCCUGCGUCUUUCAUUUUAAAUUUCAUUUGAUCUAAUCCAUGGCCAGAUAACAUACAUCAUCAUUAAAUAGAUAAAUCAAACUCACCGAACUUUAUGAGUAGAAUGAUUUCUUCUUUGUCAUCUUA
Oryza sativa Japonica Group (Japanese rice) is the source of this 3684-nucleotide messenger RNA. The record is from RefSeq and is a predicted model, not a curated record. Lineage: Eukaryota; Viridiplantae; Streptophyta; Magnoliopsida; Poales; Poaceae.